Molecule: messenger RNA, 899 nt
Organism: Bursaphelenchus okinawaensis
Lineage: Eukaryota; Metazoa; Nematoda; Chromadorea; Rhabditida; Aphelenchoididae
Source: the annotation of a GenBank genome assembly
AUGAGCAAACAAGCUAGAAGCGUGUUGCAGAUGGGCGAUAUUGUGCAGAAGAUGUCUAAAAAACAAACGAUAUUUGCAGAUAUUUGUAAGGAAAGUAGGUUAUUCAGGGUAAUUAUAUUUUUUCAGUGAAAAGAAUAAUUUAAACUGUUUUUAUAGCUAAAACAAAUAAUGUAUAAUAGCACUUUUUACAAUAUAAACCAAUAAAUCAGUCUUUUACAGGAUGCAAGGUACUCCAAAGCACAGUAGAAGUAUUAUCUCGUGGCGGAGUUGUGGCAUUACCUACAGACACAGUUUACGGCCUGAUAACAUUAUAUUCCCAUUCACAACAGCUAUUAGAUGUUAAGAAGAGAGACCCAAAAAAGCCUAUUGGUUUGUUCUUUGCUAAUCCAGAGUUGAUAUUCGACUACACCUACCCGACAGUUGACAAAGAAUUGUUGUACAAGCUUCUCCCAGGCCGAGUGACAUUGCUUUUGCAGCGACUUCCAUCGUUCCCAUCACAUUUUAUAUACGAAAACGAUCUUUUGGGAGUACGAGUACCGGACAAUGCGUUUAUAAGAGAAGUAUGUACUGAGUUUGAUGAACCGAUUGCUCAAACUUCAGCUAAUACAAGUGGGAAUGCCAGUUCUACACAACCUGAGGUGCGCGCUCUUUUUAAUAUAUUUUAUUUAAAUUUAGAUGGUUGAACUUCCUAUUUAAUGUUCCCUUGAUUUCAGGAGUUCGAAGAGCUCUGGGAGAGCAUUGACCUUGUUCUUCAUGAUAAAGAGUCCUGUUCUAAAGGCAGAGUCGGAAGUACUAUCAUUGACUUGUCCGAGAAAGGGUAUUACUCUAUAGUUCGAGAAGGAUGUAUUCGAGAACAUUGCGAACGGAUACUGAUUGAUCACGGCUUGAAACAAAAGUAA